Molecule: messenger RNA, 933 nt
Organism: Aureobasidium melanogenum CBS 110374
Lineage: Eukaryota; Fungi; Ascomycota; Dothideomycetes; Dothideales; Saccotheciaceae
Exons: 1
Coding region: 1-933 (310 amino acids)
Source: RefSeq, a predicted model, not a curated record
AUGCCGCCGCUCUUUACCAAUCAACAAUGCAAUGAGGCUCGACAUUUGCUCCGCGCAAUCUUGCGUGAAUCAACCUACCUUCCCGACCAACAAGCUCGCUUGUACAUAGCCACCCACGCCCUUGCUCGCUUUCGAGACUACACGCCUGGACACAAACCUGACAAUGUCUUGACUCAACGGAGACGCUUGCAGCUCGACAAUGCUCGAAAGGCUUUGUCUGAACUGCGAAGGGCGAAUCAAGGAGAGCUGAAACCAUUGCUCAAAGUCCUUCAUCUGACCUAUGCCCGCAUCGGCAAAAGACGACACGAGAUACUGCGUGACUUUCAAUACAAACCGCCUUCACAUGUCGAUAUCAAGCCCGACACACCCCCGAAGCUAUCUCCCCAGCAUAUUGCUCUUCUGGACUCACAGAGAAUUGCUUCCCCGCCCACUGUUGUCCGUCCCCUUCUCCGAUCGUGGUCUUUGAAGAUGCCAAAGACGAACAGCUGGGAAAGACCCCUGCCCAAGAAACGCGCUGCCAAAAUCGUCCGGGACUGGUAUGCCGAUGUUCUGGAACGAACUGUUGUGCCUCUUCCCAUUGCCGAGUGGGAGCGUUUGCGUGAUCUAGCUCUUGGCAAAAUCGAAUUUCAAGGCCCUACACCCCGUCGUCCUAUGCCUGCUUCAAAAGGCAGCUUUGCUUCUCCGCUCGAAACAGCCCUUGGCCUCGUUCCACUCAAUUCGCCUGAUCUUGUUUUGAGUAACGCAGGCAACUCCAUCCAUGCCCGUAAGCUCACUGCGCGCUCAAUGAGGAGAUGUUGGGCCACAGUUUUUGCACAAUGCCCUGUAAUGUCAUGGGACGCCAAGUCUCAGAAGUGGUCAAUCCAAUGGGGUGGUGAUAUUUUAAAUCAAGCGAAGAUUGCAAAUUCUACCGAAGCCGCUCUGGACAAGACUUGA